Messenger RNA from Danaus chrysippus (African queen), 1329 nucleotides. Lineage: Eukaryota; Metazoa; Arthropoda; Insecta; Lepidoptera; Nymphalidae. The record is from the annotation of a GenBank genome assembly.
AUGAACGAUACAACUGUCGCUUAUUAUUACAUAGCAAAUGUGACGGAAAAGUUCAGUAACGGUUCUGAAGAUGCGUCGCCUUCGCCGCAAAUUGCCGGCUUCGAAAACAUUAUCGAUAACAAGUUUGUCCAAGCCAUUUUCUGCGUUAUUUACACAAUAAUUUUCGUCCUAGGACUACUUGGGAACAUUUUGGUUUGUUACGUCGUCAUUAGGAACAGAGCAAUGCAAACAGUUACGAAUCUUUUCAUAACAAACUUAGCGUUAUCUGAUAUAUUGCUCUGUAUAUUUGCGGUACCGUUUACACCUCUUUACUCUUUCCGAGGUUCGUGGAGUUGGGGAUCACUUCUCUGCCAUAUGAUGCCUUCCGCUCAAGGCUGUAGUGUAUACAUAUCAACUUUGACGCUUAUGUCUAUAGCAAUUGAUAGGUUUUUUGUAAUUAUAUACCCAUUCCGGCCAAGAAUGAAAAUAGAAACUUGUAUAUCUGUUAUUGCAAUGAUAUGGACCUUUUCGAUAACGGUUACUUUACCUUACGCCAUUUUUAUGACAUAUUACGAUUUAGAUAUCGGAAGAUUUUGUGAAGAAACUUGGCCAACUGAAAAGCUAAGGCGAGUUUUUGGAUCUAUAACGUCAAUACUUCAAUUUGUAUUACCGUUUAGUGUAAUAGCCUUCUGUUAUACCUGUGUUAGUUUUAAGUUGAAUGAUCGAGCUAAAGCCAAAGCUGCUAGUAAGAAUACUCGAAAGGAAGAAUUUGAUAAGAAUAGAAAACGUCGCACUAAUCAAAUGCUUAUUGCAAUGGUCACAAUAUUCGGCCUUUCCUGGUUGCCCUUAAAUGUGACGAAUCUCUACAAUGACUAUUAUAUGUAUGCAAUACAUUCAAAAUAUUACUUUUUGAUAUUUUUCGUCUGUCAUGUCAUAGCUAUGUCUUCUACCUGCUACAACCCAUUUAUAUAUGCGUGGAUGAAUGAGAACUUUAGAAAAGAAUUCAAACAACUGAUUCCUUGCAUUGAUACAUCUUUACAACGUACUAAUAUUCCAUUAGAACAAUUAGGGCACUUGUGUCAAUCAGAAAAAACAUUUAAUGGUAACACUGCAACUGACAGCUACAUGGGUUCAAGUUCACAAAGAAUUCCGUCGUUCAGACAAAAAAGGAAACCAAGUGCUGCAGCAGACGUCGAAAAAAGUGGAGUGGAACUAAACGAAGAUUUACUCACCGUGGAUGUUAAGCAUUGCCAUAUUUCUACAAGCUAUAAUUUGAGACGAGAGUCUGUUAAGUUAAGACUUAUCAACGAAGAAUCUUUUGAUGGACCGUCUACACAAAGUCAAUUCUAA